Sphenostylis stenocarpa is the source of this 1080-nucleotide messenger RNA. NCBI's taxonomy places the organism in Eukaryota, Viridiplantae, Streptophyta, Magnoliopsida, Fabales, Fabaceae. The record is from the annotation of a GenBank genome assembly.
AUGCUUAACCUCUACCUCUCUCCUCCUCCAGUGCCGCCGCCACCAGAGCCAGCGUCACCGCAAUCCCAUCAUCUCCUCUCACAACCAUCUUUCCAAGAACAUAAAACAAAAACAGAGCGAUCCAUGUUGCUCACACAUGCAUUGCCACUUCUAAACUCAGUUUUCGACCUUGUAACCGUAACCUUCAUCUCGGGCCUAAUAAUCCUCUCCGUGUUAUCCAUAAGCUUCAUCUUCCAUCUUCGUUUCAAAUCAAAAUCCAUCACACAUUUACAAAACUUCAACUCACUUUGGACCGUGCGCUUCCUCUUUGUCCUAUUCAUAUUCCUGUGGUCCAUAGCCGAACUUCUCCGCUUACCUUUUUUUCGCCGAAAAUACCUCUACCCUUUUCUACCCUCUUUCUCCAUAUCCCAACAAGCCAACCUCUGCAAAGUCCACAUCGUACUUUCCCUCGGAUUCUUCGAACCCGCCUUCCUCGUCACCCUCUUGUUCCUCCUCAAUGCCUCCAUAAAAAAGAAAACCCCAAAUGAUGCAUGGGCCAUCACUUUCGUGUUCUUCACGUGUCUUCCCAUCGCCACCCUCCAAGCCUUGCUCAUUUUCUUCUCGCCGUUGGAGAACCGUGUCCCCGUAGAAACCUCGGUGAUUUUCAAUGACGGAUACGGCUUCGAUACUGUGCUUUGCGCCUACCCUUUCCUUUCCAGUGCGGUCUUCGCAGUGUUUGGCAUAGCGUACUCCGCAUGGUUCUUGUGCUCGUGUUGGAGAGUUUUAUCUCUUGUCAUCAACAAAGGCCUUAGGGUGAGGAUUUACUUGUUGGCAUCGAUCAUGCUCGUGGCUCUUCCCAUGCAGAUUGUGUCGUUGGGGUUCAGCGUGUUAUGGAGCCCCAAUCAGGAAGUGUAUGGCAUCGUUUCCCUUGUGGGGUUCCUCGGCGCGUUUUGCUGCGCCACCACUGGUGAGGGCAUUCUUGUCAUUAAGCCAAUUUCCGAUGCGUUGGACGCUGGAGGAGAUUGCUGCAUGUGGAAGCCACGACCACCACCAGAACACGACGAAGAAAGUGUCGUUAUUUGUUUAGAGGGAGAAAAAUAA